ACCCCACCUAAGCUCCUUGCACAAAACUUCAACAUUCCUCAAGCUCCAACCCAAUUCCCAACUUUCUUCUCUUUUCUUUUUUUUCCGACUUUAAUUUCUCCUUCUUCAACCACGUUAAAACUUCCCUUCCCCUGUCUCUCUCCUCCCAAUUUCUUCUGCACUGUGCUUAGUCCCGAUUUCAUUGACACGAUAAAGUUUCUGACUAUCUGGGUUUCCGCCAGUAAGGUAAACCCUUCACGAAUUUCAUUUUUUUUUUCUCGACAUAUUUGUUGGGCAAAGCAAUCACUAUUUCUAUGUUUUCACCUUCCUUUUUCAUCCUUCAUUGUUUCUAUUAUUGGUACUCUUUGAUUUGAUUCUUUGCAAAUUUCUGACCUGAUUUCGGGUAUUUUGAUGUUCAAUUGAAAAGGGUAUUCUCCAAAUUUGAGGAUUAAGUUGUGGGGAAUAGAUAGGGAGGGGUGCCCAGAUCUGUUUUGGAUCGUCCCUUCCUAUGGCAUAUAAAUUGGUCUUUUUAGGGUUUCUAAGAUCUCUUUUAAGGUUCUUUAUAGUUUUGAAUCUCUGCUGUAUUUCUGAUUCUUCUGAUUCAAAAUGUUCGAAUGACACCUCUUUGGCUGGUUUAAAGUCUGAAUUUGUAAUGUUGCAACAUCAAUUGAGAGGUGUUUUUACAGUAGUUGACAAUUGUUCUUUUAGGGUUAGUGAAUUUGAUAUGCUACCUGGGUCUGAUCAUGUGCAAUGGUGGGGUGCUGUAGGUGAUAAUUUUGUUAAUUUAACAAAUGGGUUUAUCAUUUCUGAUGAAAAUUUGAGUAGGGCUUAUAAAAAUGAUAGCUUUGUUGUUCAUUUGAGGAGUAAUAUCAGUUGGGAUCAGAUACAAGUAGUUGCUGUUUGGGAUUCUCCCACGGCGUCUGAUUUUGGGCAUGUUGUGCUUCCUAACUUGGUUAAUGGGUCGGAGAUUUCGGCCCCAUCACCUGCACCAGAGAGUGAUAGUAGUAGUAAUGCAACAAAUGUUAAGAGGUUGCAUCAUGAAGAGCCUACAAUGUUUGAGAACUGUAAGGUUUUGUCCUCUAAGUAUAGGGUUCGAUGGACUUUGAGAGAGGAGGAGAAUCUAAUUGAUAUAGGGCUGGAGGCAGUUACUGGAAUUCAGAAUUAUAUGGCGUUUGGGUGGGCCAAUCCUAAUGCUUCUUCAGGGUACAUGCUUCAUGCUGAUGUAGCUAUUACAGGAUUUACUGAGGAGGGUAUGCCCUUUGUGGAUGAUUACUAUAUUACUGACUAUAGUGAAUGUUCGGUGGAUGAGAAUCAUGUUGCUCGUGGUGUGUGUCCUGACUCAUUAUAUAAUGGAUCCGGUUCAGUUAAUAAUACAAGUUUAGUUUAUGGACACCGAAAAGAUGGCGUGUCUUUCAUUCGUUACCAGCGACCACUAAAAGCAAAUGACCCAAAGAAUGAUGUCCCAGUGAAGCACACGGAGAAUGCCACCGUAAUAUGGGCAUUGGGUAGAAUAAAGCCACCAGAUUACCUCCGACCUUAUUCUCUUCCCCAGAAUCAUGGGGGACCUCGGUUUGAGAGCUAUGGAUUUUUGGUCCUGAAUGUCUCGGAAAAUAUAAAUGAUUGUAUGGGCCCUCUUGAUGCUGAGGACAAGGAAGAUCAAGAUCUUGUUAUUGCAGAUGCUAAUACACCGCUUGUUGUUACUUCUGGUACUGCUUUGCGUUAUCCAAAUCCCCCAAAUCCCUCAAAGGUUCUCUUCAUCAACAAGAAAGAAGCUCCAGUGUUGAGAUUGGAGAGAGGCGUUCCUGUGAAGUUCUCGGUGCAAGCUGGGCAUGAUGUUCCGUUUUACAUAACUUCUGACCCUUUAGGUGGAAAUGCAACUGAGAGGAAUAUUUCAGAGACCAUAUAUGCCGGUGGAGCUGAACUUGAAGGAGUUCCAGCAAGUCCAAAGGAAUUAGUUUGGACACCACACAGGAACACUCCAGAUCUAGUUUACUAUCAAUCAGCGUAUGAGCAAAAAAUGGGAUGGAAGGUUCAAGUGGUUGAUGGGGGGUUAUCAGACAUGUAUAACAACAGUGUCGUUUUGGAUGACCAGCAAGUUAAUUUCUUUUGGACAUUGUCUGAAAAUUCGAUAUCUAUUGCAGCUCGGGGUGAGAGAAAAAGUGGAUAUCUCGCCAUAGGCUUUGGUAACGAAAUGGUGCAUAGUUUUGCUUAUGUGGGUUGGUUUGACGAUGAUGGGAAGGGACAUGUUGAUACAUAUUGGAUUGAUGGCAGAGGAGCCUCUGAUGUCCACCCAACAAAGGAGAAUCUCACAUAUGUUAGAUGCAAGUCUGAGAAUGGUGUCAUUACUUUGGAGUUUACUCGUCCCCUUAAUCCUUCAUGCCCUAAGAAGGAUGAAAGGCCUGAAUGCAACAACAUAAUAGAUGCUACUUCUCCUCUGAAAGUCAUAUGGGCAAUGGGUGCUACAUGGUCCAAUGACCAUUUGACUGAGAAAAAUAUGCAUUCUGCUCAUAGCAGUCGCCCUCUCAGGGUGAUGCUCAAUCGCGGUUCAGCAGAAGUUGAGCAGGACUUGAGACCCGUGUUAGCUGUCCAUGGAUUUAUGAUGUUUCUUGCGUGGGGAAUUUUGCUUCCUGCUGGGGUACUAACUGCAAGAUAUUUAAAACAUGUGAAAGGCGAUGGUUGGUAUAAAAUCCAUGUCUAUUUGCAAUAUUCAGGGUUGAUGAUUGUACUGCUUGGAUUUCUCUUUGCUGUUGCCGAGCUCAAAGGCUUGUUUAUGACCUCCAUUCAUGUGAAGCUUGGAAUGACUGCUGUAGUUUUGGCCUGCUCUCAGCCCAUUAAUGCAUCACUAAGGCCAAAAAAACCAUCCAAUGGCGAGGUUCCUCCUUUAAAAAGGGUAAUAUGGGAAUACUCUCAUGUAAUUAUCGGCAGAUCAGCCAUUAUCAUAGGUAUGGCUGCUCUUUUGACAGGAAUGAAACAUUUAGGAGAGAGGUAUGAAGAGGAUGUCAGAAGGCUUACGUGGGCUCUGAUAUGCUGGUUUUUGUUUGGUGGAGUGACCAUCCUAUAUUUGGAGUAUCGGGAAAAGCAACAUGGUGAUAGAAGCUCGGGAAGAGGCAAGUGGGUUCUGGGUAAUGAAGAAGAUGAUACUGCUGAUCUCUUGAGCCCUACUGGCACAUAUGCUGAGAAAGAGGCUCAUCUGUCAGACAGAAUGGAAGUGCAAUUGGAGCCUUUGAACAGAUAGCUAUUAAGAAACCUGAUUUUUUUUCAUGUUUAUACAAACUUGUAAACAAUUUUGCCUGCUAUGUCAAACAAAAAGAAAAAAGGAAAGCUACGUUGUGAUAUAGGACAAUAGAUGGAGAUAGCAAGUAGCAACUCCAUUUGGAGUGGAAAAAGGAGUUUUACUUGUUAAAUGUUCAUGGUGUAUACUUGUUUUGAUUUCUGUUCUGUAUACUUAGCUCAUGUUCAAUGCAUAGAAAAAUUCACUUGCUCUA
This is a messenger RNA of Beta vulgaris subsp. vulgaris (sugar beet), 3464 nucleotides long. RefSeq names its product cytochrome b561, DM13 and DOMON domain-containing protein At5g54830. The record is from RefSeq and is a predicted model, not a curated record. Gene Ontology annotation, biological process: cytochrome complex assembly. The transcript has a single exon. NCBI's taxonomy places the organism in Eukaryota, Viridiplantae, Streptophyta, Magnoliopsida, Caryophyllales, Amaranthaceae. Gene Ontology annotation, molecular function: heme binding. The coding region runs from base 488 to 3214 and encodes 908 amino acids.